AUGUCUCGAUUGGUUCCUUACUUGGUGACACCGGAACCAAAACGGAUAGCCCGUUUCAUUGGGGGUUUAGCCCCGGAGAUCAAGGCUAGUGUAAAAGCAUCUCGACCGACUACCUUUAGGUCUGUAGCUGAUCUGUCACUAUCUCUUACCUUUGAUGCGGUCAGGCCAAGGUCGCUUAGGAAUUCUGAUGAGGGAAAGAGUAAGCGUGAGAAUGAUAACUCACAUCGUUCAGACAAGAAGCACAAUGGGAACUCUGAUCACAAGAAGAGUUCAGGGUUCAAGAAAGAGGACCAACAGUCGGGUGUGAAGCCCAAAUGCAAGACUUGCAAGAAGUGUCAUCUGGGAAAGUUCAGGUAUGAAUCAAAGUCCCAAUCACAGCCUAGGGCUUGUGGGAUCUGUAAAUCUUCUGAGCAUAAGACAUUGGAUUGUAAAAAGAUUAAGGAUGCGACUUGUUACAAUUGUAACGAGAAAGGGCAUAUCAAGUCCAACUGCCCAAAGUACGCGAAGAAACCUGAAAAAGGCAAGAAGACCAAUGCCCGGGUCUUCCAGAUGAAUGCUCAAGAAGCAAUCCAGAAUGAUAAUGUGAUAACAGAUAUUAACUGA
Messenger RNA from Helianthus annuus (common sunflower), 603 nucleotides. RefSeq lists its product as uncharacterized. The transcript has 2 exons. The record is from RefSeq and is a predicted model, not a curated record. NCBI's taxonomy places the organism in Eukaryota, Viridiplantae, Streptophyta, Magnoliopsida, Asterales, Asteraceae. The coding region runs from base 1 to 603 and encodes 200 amino acids. Gene Ontology annotation, molecular function: nucleic acid binding; zinc ion binding.